AUGGAUUGGUUGAAGAACAAGGCCAACACCGCGGCCGGCGGGGGAAAGGCGAGCGAGAAGAACGAGGACGGGCUUGACAAGGCGAUCGACUACGUCCAGGAGAACGUGAUGGGGCAAGGCAAGCAGAACAACGAGAGCGCUGUGGAACAGGCGAAGGACGAGCAGAUCUCGGACUAUAUCCGCGGCCAGUACAAGAGCACCACGGGCUCUGAGAUGCCAAUUAAGGAUAAAGAGACACGGCUCGGUUGA
Molecule: messenger RNA, 249 nt
Organism: Saxophila tyrrhenica
Lineage: Eukaryota; Fungi; Ascomycota; Dothideomycetes; Mycosphaerellales; Extremaceae
Exons: 4
Coding region: 1-249 (82 amino acids)
Source: RefSeq, a predicted model, not a curated record